AGGAAAUUUACCACUCCUUUUAGAACAAACUGCACUUUGUCAGAAGGAAUCUGCUCCACAGGCAAAAGAGGAAUUUGGUUUGAUUGUUGUUUUUAUGUGAAAGGUGGUUUUAUUACUGAAGAUGGAUAAAAAAAAGAAACGCCUCUUUCGGAACUUCAAUCUGAAGGCUAGGUUAAACAACCUGAAGAUACCAAAUAAGAAAACACCCAGCAAGCAGAGAGAGAGGCUGGCCUACCGACGUAGUUUAUCUGUACCAGACCUGACUCUGCUGCCAGGAGGGGAAAUGUAUUCAGACAGCGCACUGAAGACCACGGGUUCUGAAGCUAUCUUCUUUGGCACCUCUUUUGGACAGAGUGAAACAGAUUCCAUUUCAAGUGACUCUGCCACUCAGUCUUUCACAGAUAAACCAAUGGACUCAGUCUCUGACACAAAGCGCAAAGAUCUCACAAGUUCCAGUCCUGCAUCUAAGAACAGAAGAAAUUUACCUGACAGGCAACCAUCUGUCAGUGAUGAACCUGAUGGUGUCUUAGAUUCUGACUCAGAGAGCCAGAUGGCCCUAAAUGGAGAACAAUUGUAUGCACAAGCACAUGAAAGAGCCUACGUUAUGAAAGAGGAUCCUGUUAGAUUUACUUUUGACCCUAUUCCUGCACCAAGAUCUAUUUUUACCAACAUACAAACACCAAAACCUGAUGCAGCUGAGACAUUUGAGACACCUGAAGAAACUUCAUCAUCUCUAAGUCCUAUUUCUGCAGCACUGGCCAGAGCAAGCUCAUUUGGAGAUCAAGUGAACACUUCCACAGAAAAAAACACAUUUGAGGAGAAAAAACUGGUUGUUCAAAAACGAACUCAGGCAAUAAUAAGAGAAAAGUGUCCUACAGAUAGGUGGUCUCUACCAUUAGACACGACGCAGCCUUCAGUUGAAAGUGGAGAUGAGUCGCCCUCUGGUACACCUAUCGAGGAGCAAAUCAUGGCCUGGACUGCAGAGUUGGAGGACAUGGAGUGUGAGCGCUUCUCAAGACAGAUCAUGGAUGAGACUCUGCCUGACGAUGUCGAGUCAGAGGAGGUGUCCAGUGAAAGAUGCAGCCUUGCUGAUGAUGUGCAAGACCCUUCAGAGAGCUGUCAGGGUUCAACCCCAGGGCUUGAUAUCCAGGGGCUCACCACGUCCCAGAGAUUCCUUCUCAGCAUCAACUUAAAGGAGGGCAGGAACCUGGCCAUCACACGCAAACGCUCCGGUUCCAGUGAUCCUUAUGUGAAGUUCAAAUUUGAGGGAAAACAGUUUUACAAGAGCAAAGUCAUUUAUAAAACCUGCAGUCCACAGUGGAACGAGUCAUUCUCCUAUCCGCUACCAGAUAGAGAUCACGCCGUGGAGGUUCGGGUCUUUGACAAAAAUCUGACCGCUGACGAAUUCAUGGGUUCCACUAGUAUUUCCCUGAAAAAUCUUGAAAUGUACAAAACCUACGAAAUGGAGUUGACGCUUGAAAAUCCAAAAAGUAAGGAGGACGACAGCGGUGUUAUUAUCGUUGAUGUGUGCAUAAUGUUUCGAGAUACCACUCUCAAAAGAAGCCCUAAAUGGCCACAAAAGAAGAAUAAGCAUAACCAGGUGCAGGCGGUGGCGCCGACCCAACGCUUCUCCGAAAUCCAGAGGAAUCAGAUGAAGAACCAGAUGUGGAAUGGGGUGCUCUGUGUCUGCCUGGUGGAGGGACAGGACAUGCCACAGUGCAGCGAAGGCGACUUAUACGUCCGCUUUCGACUGGGAGAUCAGAAGUAUAAGAGCAAGAACCUUUGCAUUCAGGCCAGUCCUCAGUGGAGAGAGCAGUUUGACUUCAAUCAUCUUCAAGAGCGUCAGGAACUUCUGCAGGUGGAGGUGUGCGCAAAGAGAGGGAGGAAGAGCGAGGAGUCCUGGGGCAUGAUUGAGAUUGACCCGUCAAGACUUCGCCUUAAUAAGAAGCAGUUUUACAACAAUGUGCUGAACCCAGGAAAGGGCAGGCUGGUGUUUCUGGUCACCCCGAGACCCUGCUGGGGGGUCUCUCUGUCUGACAUCCAAGCUGCUCCGCUGGAACAGGUUGAGGAAAGAAAUGCAGUAGAGGAGAAAUUUAGCUUAAAGAACUCAUACAGAAGUGUGAAGGAAGUUGGCUUUCUUCAGGUCAAGGUCAUAAAAGCGUCCGAUCUUGCUGCUAAAGACCUCUAUGGAAAAAGUGACCCUUUCUGUGUUGUUGAGCUUGGCAACAGCAAACUUCAGACUCAGACAAUAUACAAGACCCUUAAUCCAGAAUGGAAGAAAGCUUUGACAUUUCCAGUUAAAGACAUACACGAUGUGUUAGAGUUGACUGUCUUUGAUGAGAAUGUGGACAAACCUCCAGUGUUUUUAGGGAAAAUGGCCAUUCCCUUGCUGGCUAUUGAGAAUGGACAGGAGGUAUGCCUGUCCCUGAAGAAAGAAGACUUGAAACAUUUAUGCAAAGGGACCAUCACACUGGAAUUGGAGGUUAUCUAUAACCAAAUCAGAGCAAGUGUUAGAACCUUCCAACCAAAGGAGAUAAAAUUUACAGAAGAAUGCCCAAAAUUCUCCAAAAAGAUUCUUGCCCGGAAUAUAGCUCGGGUUCGAAAACUCAGCACAGCAGUUCUGCACUCGUUACAGUACAUUAAAAGCUGUUUUCAAUGGGAGAGCACGCAACGGAGUCUAAUAGCCUUUCUGGUGUACAUAAUAAACAGGUGGCUUUGAGCUGUGGAGGCCUUCUGCUGGAGAGGCAAGCGUGCUAACUGCUUCUGCGGUUUGGUUUGUUCACAAGCGGGGGGGGGGGCGGGUUACAUUUGAAAUUUCUUGAACAUUCCAAUUUUCAUUUUCUGUAGACCACGAUGAAGAAAAGAAGAUCAAACACUACAUUUUUGUAACUUUUUGCACAAUGUGAUAUGCAUCCAUCCACCAGUGAGCAUUCUUUGCUCUGUGUUCUACUAGGAGGAAAUUUCCUCCUAGUAGAACACAGAGUAAACAGCAGUGUAGAUAUUGCCAAAAAUUAAUUAUGUCUUUAAGUUUGUUUAAUAAUAGUAUUUUUUUUUUUAUCUUAACAGUAAAACAAUUUACAAGUUUAAUGUUACUGUGUGACCCUGCAGUCGGCGAAGUUACAACAAAGCUAUUUAUUUUGCUGAUGUUUUUAUUUAUAAUCUGAGAUCAUUUGGCAGCCUUAAGAGUCUGGUGGUAAGCGUGCCAGUCAGUAGUUUGGUUGGUGGACUGCACCGCCCCCCCUCCUCCAUUAAUCAAUUUACUGGAUGGUAGGAACCCUUAUAGAGGGUGUUUUUGUCCCUUUGUUCCUGCUCCGAUCUCUUCUCCCUCUCCUGGGAGAGUGUGGGUGGUGGGAGCUGCCAUGCUUGCUCAGCUUUAAGUUAUUUUAUUCACACUUUUAAUUGCUGAGUGCUUUAUUAUUAGGUGCUGGAUUGUGCUGGCCAGGGGAUCUGCAUGCAAAGGCGCAGGAAUGCAUUUAGUAGAAUCAUAUUAAUGGCACAAUAAAACAAACCUGUCAGGCUGUUCUUAACCCCGCUGGCAGAACUGCUGUGCCCAGGGUUGCCCCCUUCUCCAAGCGCUUACAGGUGGCUAAGGAGAGUGCAUCUCCAUCAUCUACUCCACCGUGUGCUAAUAGUUUUAUUAAUCCAUUCUUUUUUCCACUCCCUAGGCACCCCGUGCAUAAUCAUACGGACAUUUUUCAGCUAAAUGGUGUUUGUCAAGGGAGGGUUCCUACAUUAGAGACACUCUUCCCAGACAUACAUACUAACACUUGUUCAAUUACAAGUUGUUCGUUAUCCAAUUCUACAGUGUGCAAACCUAAAUGCUCAUGUAUGUCAUUAAUUACUACCUUCUCCUCUUGCUUUUCUUUGUCGCUUUACGUCUUUUGUUGGCCAAAUAAAAGACUGUUUUAGUGCCCAAGCAACAAAUUAGCAUUUUGCUGAAACGUACGCUUUACUUGUCACACCUAAUUUGUUGACGGUAAAAAAUACGCAUUCAUGAAAUCAAUACCGAAAUAGAGUCAACCUUGAUGGCAAUUAAAAUCUGGAUUAUUUCUUAUAUGAGUUUACAGUUACAUCUAAAAUGUUGCGUUUUGUCCAACAUGUCCCUGAAAUCACUUAGAUUCUUCAUAAUAAAACAUAAACCACUUACCGGGGAAUUAGUUCUGUCUAUUUCACAGAACCUCCGGAGAAUGCGGAGACAAGAGAACGCUGGAAUCCUGCCUCUGCUCAUUACUGUUGGGUAUUUGACGGUGAAAGUCUUAGUUUGCGCACCUGAGUGAAGGAAUCUGAGAGUUUUUACCAGCUGUUUCUCUCCAUCAUUUUUUAUUAGCGUUUUAAAAAAGAAGCAUGUAAAUUCUGAACACAUGAGCUGACACACCAUGAGGGAAGAAUUGAGAAGAUAGUUCUGACAGAUUUGGUUUAUACCCUCAUUUAAGCUCUCAGGUUUAGACACAAGGCAUUGUAUUUCUGUAGGCUUUUAUCUUGUCCACUGAGCCAGAACAUGGCAAGCAGAAAUUUGCAUUAGUGGGCGAUUAUGAAUACCUGUGACAGAUUCUCUCUGCCGGCUCCCUGGGCGGAAAUGAAUUGGCUCCCUCUGUUGACUUGCACAGGAAGACAGAGACCAAGCAAUUAGACUUUAGUGGUUAAUGUAGCGGCUUUUGCAGGGAGGGCAAGGAGGUUCAACAUUCCUGCUGUGCUCAUGUCAGUUUCCAGGCACAUUUUCCCCCCAGUUUCUUUUCCUUUUUUUCUACAAAUCCCGUGAAUAUGACAAGCUACCUGUCCGCCAGCCAGCUGAAUUCCUCUGGGGUGAGAGGAGCGUCGCUUUAGAAUCACCUCAUGGGAACUGAGGUGACAACACAUGACGUAGGUUAUUCAUAACAGAGAGGAGAUGUACUGCAGCUACUUCUGCACAUCAUGCAUAUUCAUUGUUUACCUUUUAUUCGGAAUUCCCAAGCAGUACUAGUUUGUGGCUGCACUCCUACCCCAAAAAUACAACACAUUGUUUGUUUCUUAACCAUGAUAAGCCCUUUCCGUGUCUGCGUCGGCUUCUGCUCAGUCACAUGGGUAUUGGUAUUGAACGGUAACAAGCGGUGCAGCGGUGAAGCCCAGGGCAGUUAAGCCAUCAUGUUGUUUGCAUUACUCAUGCUUCACGUUUCCCUGGUGGCUAUUUGAACCUAGUGCUGGUGUGGCAGUAGGUAGACUGGCCCCCGGAGCGUCGUGCUCGGACUCUACGUGGUUGCUGUGACAGGAGCAGCCUGCUGUUUACAGCAGGCCUGCUGUUAAGGCCUUAAGGCCCCCGUGCCUCACGUCCUGUCUCAGGCUUAACUUGAACAUAUUGUUCUGCACCAUGCCGCCUGCAGCUCUUUGAGCCCAGACUGUGCAGUGAUGCACAGUGCUGCUGCUCCUGCAUAGGAUGUCGGUAUAAUUAUAAGGAAACUUUUUUGAAUAACAAGCUUGAAUAACAUGUUCUUAUAAACACAAAUAUAACUCAUGCAUACGAUUGUCAACUAUGGAAAUGUUGUGUAUAUAUGAGAAUGAGAUAUAAUCAGCUCCAUAAGGUUUUUUGGCUCUGUGUACCACCCAAAUGGAAGUGAAUUUAAAAAAAAAUCAGAUCAUCUUUAAAUCAAGGGGUUUAACACAAAUAUCACAUUAACCAGUUCAGAAUUGUAUUCAUUUUUAUACACAGUCCCUCCAUUUUCAGACCCCUGGACAAAAUACAUAUAAGGACUUUUAUUUAUUUAUUUAUUUUGAACAAAAAUCAUUACUUUCACACCCAGUUUCAUUUGUCAAGUCACAGGAUAGAUUUCCGUGUCAGUGAAUAUGUGUUGAACUUCAUUUACAUCAUUCAAUAAGAAAUACAAACAGGAUAAUACUGUAUGGUAACUCUGUCUGGAGCAGGUAGUUCUCAAAAACCGAGUGAACGUGCAAGAACGUGACUAGUGAGAGAAGCCACCAAGACGCCCAUGCCAACUCUAACAGAAUAACAGGCCUCUUUCACUGCGACUGGAGAAACUGUACAGUGCUUUUUGUUUGUUUUUUUUAGCAUCGUGUUAUACAGUUUGAUGGUGGAGUGGGACAGAGAAGGAUUUUCUUAAAAAGAAUAGAAAUAUAAAAAUUUGGCUAUAGUUGUCAGAAGACACAUUUGACCUGUUGAGGUUUCAAAUCCUGCAAAAUCUCACAGAACGUUAAGAGAGUUCGCCGCUCUGCGAGAUGUCCGUAACAUUGAGAAAUGCACUGAGACGCUUUGAUGAGGCAGCACUUUAACCACACGGACAACAGCAUAAAUAUCGCAACAUAAAACUGUUUGUAUAUUGUGCCUAAAACUCUUGUGAAUAUAUUAUCUGGGUCUUUAGACAUUGUUAGUGUGUUUCUUUUAUGUAAACAUGCCAGAAGCUCAGCUUGUUUGUCCGGUUAUUUUCAAUGGGAUUUGCUGUGAGCUGCGAUCGCUUCCUGUUCAUGUCGUUCUGGGGGAAAGUGAA
Molecule: messenger RNA, 6476 nt
Organism: Thalassophryne amazonica
Lineage: Eukaryota; Metazoa; Chordata; Actinopteri; Batrachoidiformes; Batrachoididae
Gene: mctp2a
Product: multiple C2 domains, transmembrane 2a
Exons: 18
Coding region: 122-2719 (865 amino acids)
Biological process (GO): regulation of neurotransmitter secretion
Cellular component (GO): synaptic vesicle membrane
Molecular function (GO): calcium ion binding
Source: RefSeq, a predicted model, not a curated record